AGAAGUGGAAGAAGAAUAAGUCAGGUUAUGUUAAUUUUCAAUUUAUUUAUUUGCGUCCCUGAAAAAAGAAAUCGGCAAACGGAAGAGAAUUGGGAAGGGAUUGGUGGUCGAUGUAAUCGUCAUAUUUAUUUUUAAUAGAAAUUACGGAUAGAUGAACCUAUAAUCCGAUUGUUUGUAUAAUUAUUAACGAUAGUCGAGGAGUGGCAGUCAGUUUUGACUCAAAACACAAAUUUUUCUCUCAUAAAGUAGGACCUACUCUGCAUUUGCGCUAUUUUGCUUAGUUUUGUCAUUAAAGUGAGUGUUUCAUUUGCAACUCAGCUAUGGGAUCACGCGUGACCGAUCCUGAAAUUUUAGUCAACGCGGACCGGUUUGAACGCGUCGAAAGCUCCGAUGCUAUUAAACAUCCAAAUGGCAUAAAACCGAUAAAUUCCGAGAAAAUCAUGUUUAAAAAUGUUCUAGUAAAAUUCUCGAAAAGGGCAUUUCUUGUUUUGGUUGGGUACCUUGUUUGUUACUUAAACGUGUCACUCAUUUUACCCGUAUUAGCUCUGUGCACGUUUAUAUGGUAUGAUUCGACCCGCUCAGAGAAGACCGUAAAAAUACGACAAAAAAUAGCAGCUAGUGGCCUGACCAAGGAACACUUUAAGAAGAUCGUAGAAGAGCUGCCUUCAUGGGUGACGUUUCCGGACAGGGAAAGAGCCGAGUGGCUCAACGAGAUAAUUACGCAACUGUGGCCAAGCCUAAACUGUUUCGUCGUAAAAUACUGCAGGGGCAAAAUCCAAACGAACAUCAGAAAGAAAGUGGAUUCUUUCAGGUUCGAGGACCUCGAUUUUGGUAACAAGCCACCGAAAAUUGACGGCGUUAAGGUUUACGAUAAAUUCGUCGCCAAGGAAGCCGUCAUUAUCGACUUCGAAGUCUUUUACGACGGUGAUUGCGACAUUAAUUUCUCGGUGUCGGGUACCCAGGUGGGUAGAAUUCGAGAUUUUCAGAUGGGGGUUGACGUGCGGGUCGUUUUAAAACCGAUCCUGCUCAAAUCGCCCAUAAUCGGGGGCGUGCAAAUAUUUUUCCUUAAUCUGCCCGACAUCAGUUUCGACCUGGAGGGUAUCACCGGGAUACCGGGCUUGAGUUACAUCGUACGGCAAAAAAUCGAGGAGAUCAUCUACAAGAAGGUGGUCUUUCCGAACAAUAUCACCAAAAGGUUUACUAAAACGAUCGAGGCUGCUGAAUUGAAGUCUAUUGAGCCGGAGGGCGUAUUGAGGGUGCACGUUUUCGAAGCGAAGGAUCUAGAAAAAAAAGAUGUUACCGGCAAAUCCGAUCCUUACGUCAUCUUGAACGUGGGUGCGCAAGAGUUUAAGACGCACAUCAUCAAACGGGAUUUAAAUCCCAAAUGGGACUGUUAUUGCGAGUUCAUCGUUUUGGAUCCGCUCGCACAGCAACUAUACUUUAAGCUCUACGACCAGGACGAGUUCAGGGAGGACGACUUCCUUGGCAGCGGUGCUGUUGAAAUAUUCAAGGUGAUCAAGGACCAAGAUAAUGACCGAUGGUUUGCCCUGGAUGACGCUAAACACGGAAAAAUCCACUUGCGUUUUAGUUGGCUGGGUCUGUCAGCGCAAAGGGACAACGUCGAUGCCGCGCUUCAAGAGACCAGAUUGCUAAAAACUGAAAAUCUACAUUCCGCUCUGCUCGUGGUAUACGUAGACAGCGCUGUCAACCUAAAGAAAAUCAAGAGCUACAAGAAACCGGACCCGUACAUGGUACUGACGGUGGGCCGUAACCAAGUCAAGAGCAGAGUCAAAAAGCAUACCACGAAUCCCAUUUGGGAACAGGGUUUUUACCUUUUGGUCAGGAACCCGGAAAACGAUUCCCUCAUCGUCAACAUAAUCGACAAGCACACGGAUGCUACUUUGGAUCGUUUCGUCUAUAGUGUACGCAGCUUGUUGGGUAAGGAAUCGAUGCAGGUCAGCAAAGAGGAAAUUGAGCUGAGUGCAAAUCCGAAUAGUAAAAUAAUCGUGUCUGUGCAGUUAAGGAUAUUGCACAACGCUUUGUUCGAAACCGACUAUUCGGACUCCGAUCCGGAAGAAUACAGGCCGAACGAGGCCGAAGAAUUCAGUCGGUUUGAUUCGGAAGAAAAUGAAUCGAACAAACUGAUCGAGGAAUCGAUAAGGAAAUCGCAGAGUUCGUCCGUUGGGGCCCCGCCCACCAUUCGCACGUCACAGUUUCAAACGCUGCCUGAACAUCUCGGAAGGAUAGAACUGACGCUGUCCUACAGCGAACUGAGACAAAAGCUGUUGGUGACUGUUCACCGGGUCGCGAAUUUACCGCUGAUCGACCCCGCCCACAUUCCAGAUCCGUAUGUCAAACUCAGGCUGGGUAGCUUGGAAAAUACCAGCGUCAAAGGGAAAACUAAAGUGGUUGUGGACAGUUGCGAUCCCAUCUUCGAGGAGGAUUUCGAGUAUUUGCUCUCGGAAAACGACCUUCCCACCCAAAAGUUGGUGGUCACUGUGAAAAAUAAAAAGUUGUUCAGUUCGAGCGUUCUCGGUCAGACUGUUAUAGGUUUGAAGGGGUUGCAAAAGGUCGAGGAACCUGUUCGUGGAUGGUACGAUUUAACCGAAGAACAGGUAUCGGAUUAGGGUAUUAAUUGCUAAACGAUCUCUCUUUUGAAUAUAGUUUGACGUAAGUAUGUGUAAAUGUCUGUUUUUAAUUUGUUUGGUAGCUAUUGAGUCAUUAAUACAAGGUUAUAAACUUAUUUGAACAACCAAUGUUUAAUGUAUUUUUUAUAUUUAUUCCUGUGUAUUAUACAGUAAAAUAUUUAACUAAAUAUUAGUAUGGUUAUAUAAAUAUUUAAUAAAGUUGAAUAA
Messenger RNA from Cylas formicarius (sweet potato weevil), 2855 nucleotides. Its product is annotated as extended synaptotagmin-2-like. Bases 321 to 2627 code for a protein of 768 amino acids. Lineage: Eukaryota; Metazoa; Arthropoda; Insecta; Coleoptera; Brentidae. Gene Ontology annotation, molecular function: lipid binding. The transcript has 17 exons. Gene Ontology annotation, biological process: lipid transport. The record is from RefSeq and is a predicted model, not a curated record.